CAAUUGCAGCUGCAGGAGCAGCGGCAGGAGGAGCAGGUCCGGAGCCCCGGCUGCAGCGUCCGGAGGCGGCCCCAGCCUCGGAGGGCUCGGGGAGCGGGCCGGGGCAGCGGGCCGACCCAUCGCGGCCGAAGGGAUGCCGGGGCCCGGGGAGCAGGACGGGGAGCGGCGGCCGGGAGGGAGCCCGGCCUCGCCCUUCGCCCUCCACGCCACCCCCGAAGCCGAGGCGAAGGAGGUGGAGGCGACCAUAGAAGAGAUGCUAAUCAGGCUGGAUGAGUUCUGCGGCCUAACUGACCUGAUCCGAAGAGACACGUCGCAGAUCCUGGACGAACACAUUCCGCUCAUUAAGACCAAAGUGACGGAAAUGAAUGGCAUCUACACCAAAGUGGAUAAAUUAGAGGCGUUUGUCAAAAUGGUGGGACACCACGUCUCCUUCCUGGAGGCACAAGUGCUUCGAGCCGAGAAGGAUCAUGGGACGUUCCCUCGGGCCGUGCGCAAGUGGCUGCAGUUGGCCAACUUCCCACCCUUCCGAAGUAAGCCGUCGCCACCAACCCAGCCAACCUACGAACUUCCGACGCUCUACAGAACCGAAGACUAUUUCCCUAUGAAUUAUGAAGGGCCAAGGAGGAGGGCACUGGCACUGAAAAUGUGAAAUCACCAGCCCUACCUGGGCCUGGAGUCCAGCCAGGAAGAGCUCUCACCUCCGGCGACUGGAGGCGAGCUGGGGGAAACGACGAAUGAAUGAAUGAAUAUCCAUUUUGUAGAUGAGAAAAAGGAAGGCACGAGAAGCUAAGUGACUUGCCCAAGGUCACACCCACAGGCAAGUUCCUCAUCAAGAUCACGACAUUAGGAUCACCCCGGCGGGAGGGGGAAAAAUGGGAUCUGUGUUUCUGCAGAUCGCAAGGAAGUUCUUAAAGCAUUUCCCUGAAA
This is a messenger RNA of Ornithorhynchus anatinus (platypus), 927 nucleotides long. It is a transcript of the gene BCAS4, whose product is annotated as breast carcinoma amplified sequence 4. The transcript is spliced from 6 exons. Gene Ontology annotation, cellular component: BLOC-1 complex. The record is from RefSeq and is a predicted model, not a curated record. The coding region runs from base 134 to 649 and encodes 171 amino acids. Lineage: Eukaryota; Metazoa; Chordata; Mammalia; Monotremata; Ornithorhynchidae.